CUUCCGCCCUCCACGCGCUGUCAAUCUGUAAAAAUCCCACCUGUCUUUAGCGCUGUACUGUACGACAAAAAUGUUUUAGUACCGUGUGUUCACAAUUCGUCUUGUUUACAGAGGCUCACUUCAUCAUGGCAUUAAGAAGUGCGAGUCGUCUGCUUGUGAACAGCCAGAGAUGUGUCCUCUUUACAGCUUCCAGAGCACAGAAAACUUCUGUGGCUUCUCCAUUGGAUGCAGAAAAGUCUGGUGAAAAGAAGCAAGUGAAAACACCUAAAGUACAGUUUAACUGGCGUGAUGCUUUGGAGCUGGAGGGUCUCCUGACGGAGGAGGAGAUCAUGAUUCGGGACUCCUUUCGCACCUACUGCCAGGAGAAACUCAUGCCACGCAUCCUGAUGGCCAACAGAAAUGAAGUUUUUCAACGUGAGAUUGUGUCUGAGAUGGGAGAACUUGGUGUUUUGGGACCCACUAUUAAAGGUUACGGCUGUGCUGGCACAAGUUACGUGGCGUACGGUCUCAUCGCACGUGAGGUGGAGCGAGUGGACAGCGGCUAUCGCUCGGUCAUGAGUGUGCAGUCCUCACUGGUCAUGCACCCCAUCAAUGCUUACGGCACUGAGGAACAGAAGGAGAAAUACCUGUCGAGACUGGCACGAGGAGAGAUUCUAGGUUGUUUCGGACUAACUGAACCAAACCACGGCAGUGACCCAGGCAGCAUGGAGACCAGGGCCAAGUACAACCCGUCCAGUCGCACCUUCACCCUCACCGGCUCCAAGACUUGGAUUACGAACUCACCAGUGGCUGACAUCUGCGUGGUUUGGGCCAAGUGCGAGGACGGGAAGGUACGUGGCUUCAUCUUGGAGCGUGGCAUGAAGGGUCUGUCCACUCCUAAGAUCGAAGGCAAGUUCUCCCUGCGGGCGUCAGCCACCGGCAUGAUCAUCAUGGACGAGGUGGAAGUGCCAGAGGAAAACCUGCUGCCCAAAGUUUCAGGACUGGCGGGUCCGUUCGGGUGUCUGAAUAAUGCUCGCUAUGGCAUUGCUUGGGGAGCUCUGGGUGCCGCAGAGUUUUGUUUCCAUGCAGCACGACAGUACACACUGGACAGAAUCCAGUUUGGAGUUCCUCUAGCCAGAAACCAGCUGAUCCAGAAGAAAAUGGCAGACAUGUUAACCGAGAUCACCAUUGGCCUGCAGUCGUGUAUUCAACUGGGCCGACUGAUAGAUGAGAGAAAAGCGGCUCCAGAGAUGAUAUCUAUGCUAAAGAGGAACUCCUGCGGUAAAGCCCUGGAUAUCGCUAGACAGGCCCGAGAUAUGCUGGGAGGAAACGGCAUCGCAGACGAGUAUCACAUCAUUCGUCACGUCAUGAACCUGGAAGCCGUCAACACUUAUGAAGGUACCCAUGAUAUCCAUGCCCUGAUCCUGGGCAGAGCCAUCACUGGACUUCAGUCCUUCACGGUGGACAGAUGAGCUGCUGUCACAUCAUGUACACUGACUGCUGCUGCCUUUGACCUAUAGCCCAUAUAGUUCCUGAAUGCUUUUAAACUUUGCAUUAUUUACCAUUACAACUUGACUUGAAAUUGACAAUACAAUAUUCUCUGAAUCUGGUAGCAGUAUUUUAAUGAAUGUGUGUCAUUUCGAAUGUCUGUACUUUAUGUUGCCUUUGUCAGAGAUCUAUUUUUGUAUGUUCUAACUAGAUCACAACACUUGGAAUGAAUGUUUGACUGCAGGUUCUUUAAGUAGAUUUGUAAAGAAAUGCACCAAGGAUCGCAGACAUGAAAACUGCAUGUUAUUGUUUGUACAUUGAUGUAUUAUAGAAAGAUUUCAAAGAAGUGUUGAACAAAAUUGUUUACUGCAGUUGAAUAAAAGAUUAAAUAUUAUAGUGUUUGCACAUUGGUUUUCAUUACCCAGAUUGUACCGAGGGUCUCUAGGGUCUGUUAUCUAAUCCUAAAUUUUAUAAUGGUGCUGUAUCUUGCUAUCUGUAUCUAUUUAGAGCAGCUCAUUUGUACUAAGAAAGCCAUACAGAGAAUUGGCAACAGAUUAAAUGAGUUUUCAAUAACUAAUGCUGUGGGGAAAAGCCUUAAUCCUACAAAGCUCAAACCUUAGUUAUUGAAACACAAAUAAUGCGGUU
Molecule: messenger RNA, 2112 nt
Organism: Sinocyclocheilus rhinocerous
Lineage: Eukaryota; Metazoa; Chordata; Actinopteri; Cypriniformes; Cyprinidae
Product: glutaryl-CoA dehydrogenase, mitochondrial-like
Exons: 12
Coding region: 126-1451 (441 amino acids)
Biological process (GO): fatty acid beta-oxidation using acyl-CoA dehydrogenase; fatty-acyl-CoA biosynthetic process
Cellular component (GO): mitochondrial inner membrane
Molecular function (GO): glutaryl-CoA dehydrogenase activity; flavin adenine dinucleotide binding; fatty-acyl-CoA binding
Source: RefSeq, a predicted model, not a curated record